AUGCCGUCACUCAAAAUCGCCAUUAUCGGUGCUGGUCCUGUGGGCCUAUCUCUCGCCCGACUCCUUGCUAGCAAUCCCGCUAUUGAGAUUAUUAUUUUUGAAUCAGAUAAAUCUCCCGAAGCUCGUGUUCCAGGCGGACCUCUUGACCUUCACCCUGCUACUGGUAUUUCAGCACUGAAAGAGGCAGGCUUAUAUGGGGAAUUUCUCAAAUACGCUCGCUUCGAUGGCGAGGCGCUGAUAAUUUGUGACAAAAAGCUCACCAAAUACGUCAACUUACCAGGCGGGGACGCACAUUCCUCUCGCGGUCGACCCGAAAUCGAUCGAACAGCGCUUCGUAAUAUUCUUCUCAGUUCCGUCCCACCACACCUUAUUAGAUGGGGCUGUCGCCUGCGCUUUAUAGAUGAAAACCGCAGACUUAUUUUUGAUCAUGGCAUAGAGUCCGGGUACGACUUGGUUGUCGGAGCAGAGGGGGCUUGGAGCAAAAUUCGCAAACUCAUUUCCGACCAAAUGCCAAAUUAUGCUGGCUUAAUUGGCUAUCAUUGGAAGAUCCCUGAUGCCAAGAAUCUAGCACCCGGAUGCUAUAAGCUCGUCAACAGAGGAUCGGUAUUUUCCUAUUCCGAUGGGCGUGCGAUUAUGGGCCAGCAGCUUGGGGAUGGCAGCUUGAAUGUGUAUACAUAUACACCAUGGUCGGUAGAUUGGAAAGAAGAUGCGCCAUUCGACCUUCACGAUACCGAAGCAAUCAGGAAUGCAUUACUAGAAGAGUUUCACGAGUGGGAUCCUGAAUUGCUGAGUCUUAUUCGUCAUGGGCAAGACCCUAACCUUCGUCCUCUCUAUAUGCUUCCUGUGGGCUGGUCCUGGGAAAAUUGCCCUGGGGUGACUUUAGUCGGGGAUGCUGCUCAUGUCAUGACACCCUUUGCAGGCGAGGGAGUCAAUCUGGGCAUGCAGGAUGCUUUGAUGCUCUCUCGAGCUAUACUUAAGGCUUCCAAAUCACCCACGCCUGAGACCAGUCUACCAGCUGAGAUCAAGACUUUCGAGAAAGACCUGUUCAUGCGAGCAGAGGAAACUGCAAACUUCACGAAUGACAUGUUGACAUGGCUUUUUUUCACUGAUGGAUCUCCGAGUUCUAUCAUAGAGAAGCUGGUCCUGCGAAUGACGACCUUCCACGAGGGGGGGGAUUCUUUCGAGCCUGACUUAUCCAUUCUUCGCAAUUUCUGUCUAUGUCUAUUUUGCGAUAUUUCGACUGUGGUACAGGUAGCUCCGUGGCUGCUGUAUGGAUGA
Penicillium manginii is the source of this 1278-nucleotide messenger RNA. Its product is annotated as FAD-dependent oxidoreductase. Lineage: Eukaryota; Fungi; Ascomycota; Eurotiomycetes; Eurotiales; Aspergillaceae. The record is from RefSeq and is a predicted model, not a curated record. The transcript has a single exon. Bases 1 to 1278 code for a protein of 425 amino acids. Gene Ontology annotation, molecular function: FAD binding.